AUGCCUGUACUUGGGGUAGCCUCAAAACUGAGACAGCCAGCUGUUGGGUCAAAGCCUGUUCAUACUGCUCUUCCGAUACCAAGUCUUGGCACCACUGGGUCACAGCACUAUUCUUCAGGACCUUUGGAACUUACUGAAACAGAGAGCUCAAUGCUUUCUUGUCAGCUCACGUUAAAAUCGACCUGUGAAUGUGGAGAGAAGAAUCCCCUCCAGGGGAGAGCUAAGGAGACAGAAGACAGCAAGAUUUACACUGACUGGGCCAACCACUACCUGGCAAAAUCGGGCCACAAGCGGCUGAUCAAGGAUUUGCAACAAGACAUUGCAGAUGGGGUGCUGCUCGCCGAGAUCAUCCAGAUCAUAGCAAAUGAAAAAGUUGAAGAUAUCAAUGGAUGUCCUAGGAGUCAAUCUCAGAUGAUUGAAAAUGUUGACGUCUGCCUUAGUUUUCUGGCGGCCAGAGGAGUAAAUGUCCAAGGUCUAUCUGCUGAAGAAAUAAGAAAUGGAAACUUAAAAGCCAUUCUAGGGCUUUUUUUCAGUUUGUCUCGCUACAAGCAGCAGCAGCACCAUCAACAGCAGUAUUACCAGUCCUUGGUGGAACUUCAGCAGCGGGUCCCUCACGCCUCUCCUCAGGCAGAAGCCAGCCAGGCCAAAACCCAGCAAGAUAUGCAGUCCAGUCUGGCAGCCAGAUAUGCAACUCAGUCUAAUCACAGUGGAAUUGCAACCAGUCAAAAAAAGCCUACUAGGCUUCCAGGUCCCUCUAGGGUGCCCGCUGCGGGCAGCAGCAGCAGCAAGGCCCAGGGAGCCUCUAACUUAAAUAGGAGAAGUCAGAGCUUUAACAGCAUUGACAAAAACAAGCCUCCAACAUAUGCAAAUGGCAAUGAAAAAGAUUCCUCCAAAGGACCUCAACCAUCUUCAGGUAUAAAUGGGAACAUGCAGCCCCCCACCACUGCUGGGCAGGCCCCUGCCUCUGCCAUCCCUUCUCCGAGUGCCAAGCCCUGGCGCAGCAAGUCCAUGAAUGUCAAGCACAGUGCCACCUCUACCAUGCUGACGGUAAAGCAGUCGAGCCCAGCCACCUCUCCCACACCACCUACAGACAGACUGAAGCCCCCUGGCUCUGAAGGGGUCAAAACAGCUCCCUCGGGACAAAAAUCCAUGCUGGAAAAAUUCAAGCUGGUCAAUGCCAGGACUGCUUUACGUCCCCCGCAGCCUCCCAGUUCAGGACCCAGUGAUGGUGGGAAGGAUGACGAUGUCUUUUCUGAAUCUGGUGAGAUGGAAGGUUUCCACAGUGGUCUGAAUAGCGGUGGCUCAACCAAUAGCAGCCCCAAAGCGUCCCCUAAAUUAGCCCCUCCAAAAGCUGGCAGCAAAAAUCUCAGCAAUAAAAAGUCUUUGCUACAGCCAAAGGAAAAGGAGGACAAGAACAGGGACAAAAAUAAAGUUUGCACUGAAAAAACAGUCAAGGAGGAGAAGGAUCAGGUGACGGAGACGGCUCCGAAAAAGACUUCUAAAAUUGCAAGUUUGAUCCCAAAGGGCAGCAAGGCGACAGCCGCCAAGAAGGAAAGCUUAAUCCCAUCCUCCAGUGGGAUUCCAAAACCGGGCUCCAAGGUGCCAACAGCAAAACAGACCAUUUCACCAGGCAGCACAGCCAACAAAGAGCCUGAAAAAUUCAGGACUACCAAGGGAAGCCCUUCCCAGUCCUCACCUAAGCCCGUAAUCACCGAGAAAGCAAGCACAUCCCAUUGCCCUGCUCCUCUGGAAGGAAGGGAGGCCGGCCAGGCUUCUCCCUCUGGCUCCUGUGUUGGGUCAGUGGCACAGGGCAGCGGGCAGACCACGGGAAAUGGUGCCGUCCAGCUCCCUCAGCAGCAGCAGCACAGCCACCCGAACACCGCCACGGUGGCUCCGUUCAUUUACAGAGCACAUUCAGAAAAUGAAGGCACUUCUUUAUCAUCUGCUGACUCCUGUACCAGUCCUACGAAGAUGGAUUUAUCAUACAGCAAGACUGCUAAGCAGUGCCUAGAGGAGAUAUCUGGUGAAGACCCUGAAACAAGAAGAAUGAGAACAGUGAAAAACAUAGCAGACUUGAGGCAGAAUUUAGAAGAGACUAUGUCCAGUCUUCGUGGGACCCAGAUAAGCCACAGCACCCUGGAGACAACAUUUGACAGCACUGUGACAACGGAAGUGAAUGGAAGGACCAUACCCAACUUGACAAGCCGUCCCACCCCCAUGACCUGGAGGCUGGGCCAGGCGUGUCCCCGACUUCAAGCUGGGGAUGCUCCCUCCCUGGGCGCUGGCUAUCCUCGCAGCGGUACCAGUCGGUUCAUCCACACGGACCCCUCCAGGUUCAUGUACACGACGCCUCUGCGUCGAGCUGCUGUCUCUCGGCUGGGAAACAUGUCACAAAUUGACAUGAGUGAGAAAGCAAGCAGUGACCUGGACAUGUCCUCUGAAGUCGAUGUGGGUGGAUAUAUGAGUGAUGGGGAUAUCCUUGGGAAAAGUCUCAGGACGGAUGACAUCAACAGUGGAUACAUGACAGAUGGAGGACUCAACCUGUAUACUAGAAGUCUGAACCGAAUUCCAGACCCAGUGACUUCCAGGGAUGCCAUUCAGAGAGGUGUUCACGAUGUGACUGUCGAUGCAGACAGCUGGGAUGACAGCAGUUCGGUGAGCAGUGGUCUGAGCGACACCCUCGAUAACAUCAGCACCGAUGACUUGAACACCGCGUCCUCGGUCAGCUCUUAUUCCAACAUCACUCUCCCUUCCAGGAAGAACACUCAGCUGAAGACAGAUUCGGAGAAACGUCCCACCACGGAUGAGCCGUGGGAUGGCACUGAGGAGCUGAAAAAAGCAGAAGAGGACUUCGACAGCCCUGCGGAUGGCGGUGGCAAGUGGAAGGGUGCUCCCUCGGGCCUCCCUGAAGACCCUGAGAAGGCAGGGCAGAAAGCCGCCCUGGCUGUUUCCCAGACAGGUUCCUGGAGAAGGGGCAUGUCUGCCCAGGGAGGGGCGUCGUCUAGGCAGAAAGCUGGAACAAGUGCUCUCAAGACCCCUGGGAAAACCGAUGAUACCAAAGCUUCUGAGAAAGGGAAGACUCCCCUGAAAGGAUCCUCGCUGCAGAGGUCCCCUUCAGAUGCAGGGAAGAGCAGCGGGGAUGAGGGGAAAAAGCCCCCCUCGGGCAUCGCAAGGUCAACUGCCACGGGAUCUUUCGGGUUUAAGAAGCCCAGCGGAGUAGGGUCAUCCCCCGUGAUCACGAGCAGCGGAGCCACCAUCACCAGUGGAUCGGCCACGCUGGGUAAAAUCCCCAAAUCCGCUGCCAUUGGUGGGAAGUCAAAUGCCGGGAGGAAAACCAGUUUGGACGGCUCCCAGAAUCAGGACGACGUGGUGUUGCAUGCCAGCUCCAAGGCCUCGCUCCAGUACCGCAGCCUGCCCCGCCCCUCCAAGUCCAGCGCCAGCGGCAUCCCGGGCCGAGGCGGCCACAGGUCCAGCACCAGCAGCAUCGACUCCAACGUCAGCAGCAAGUCAGCGGGUGCCACCACCUCCAAACUGAGAGAGCCCGCUAAGAUUGGGUCAGGGCGCUCCAGUCCAGUCACGGUCAACCAGACAGACAAGGAAAAGGAGAAAGUGGCCGUCUCAGAUUCAGAGAGUGUUUCUUUGUCAGGUUCCCCCAAAUCCAGCCCCACCUCUGCCAGUGCCUGUGGGACACAAGGGCUCAGGCAGCCAGGGUCCAAGUACCCUGACAUUGCCUCACCUACAUUCCGAAGGUUGUUUGGUGCCAAGGCAGGUGGCAAAUCUGCCUCUGCACCUAAUACUGAGGGUGUGAAAUCCUCCUCAGUAAUGCCCAGUCCUAGUACCACAUUAGCGCGCCAAGGCAGUCUGGAAUCACCGUCGUCCGGUACGGGCAGCAUGGGCAGUGCUGGUGGGCUCAGUGGCAGCAGCAGCCCUCUCUUCAAUAAACCCUCAGACUUAACUACAGAUGUUAUAAGCUUAAGUCACUCGUUGGCGUCCAGCCCAGCAUCGGUUCACUCUUUCACGUCAGGUGGUCUCGUGUGGGCUGCCAAUCUGAGCAGUUCCUCUGCAGGCAGCAAGGACACUCCGAGUUACCAGUCCAUGACUAGCCUCCAUACGAGCUCUGAGUCCAUUGACCUCCCCCUCAGCCAUCAUGGCUCCCUGUCUGGACUGACCACAGGCACUCACGAGGUUCAGAGCCUGCUCAUGAGAACGGGUAGUGUGAGAUCUACUCUCUCAGAAAGCAUACAACUUGACAGAAAUACACUACCCAAAAAGGGACUAAGAUACACCCCAUCAUCUCGGCAGGCCAACCAAGAAGAGGGCAAAGAGUGGUUGCGCUCCCAUUCAACCGGCGGGCUGCAGGACACCGGCAGCCAGUCGCCUCUGGUCUCCCCUUCUGCCAUGUCAGCUUCUGCAACAGGAAAAUACCACUUCUCAAACCUGGUGAGUCCAACAAACCUGUCUCAAUUUAACCUUCCCGGGCCCAGCAUGAUGCGCUCAAAUAGCAUCCCAGCGCAAGACUCUUCCUUCGACCUCUACGAUGACUCCCAGCUCUGUGGGAGUGCCACGUCUCUGGAGGAAAGGCCCCGUGCCAUCAGUCAUUCGGGCUCCUUUCGGGACAGCAUGGAAGAAGUUCAUGGCUCUUCGUUAUCACUGGUGUCCAGCACUUCCUCCCUUUACUCUACAGCUGAAGAAAAGGCUCAUUCAGAGCAAAUUCAUAAACUGCGGAGAGAGCUGGUUGCAUCUCAAGAAAAAGUGGCUACCCUCACAUCUCAGCUUUCAGCAAAUGCUCACCUCGUGGCAGCUUUUGAAAAGAGUUUAGGGAAUAUGACUGGCCGACUGCAAAGUCUCACCAUGACAGCGGAACAAAAGGAGUCUGAACUCAUAGAACUAAGAGAAACAAUUGAAAUGCUGAAGGCCCAGAAUUCUGCUGCUCAGGCUGCCAUCCAGGGAGCACUAAAUGGUCCAGAUCACCCUCCCAAAGAUCUCCGCAUCAGAAGACAGCAUUCCUCUGAAAGCGUUUCUAGUAUCAACAGUGCCACCAGUCAUUCCAGCAUUGGCAGCGGUAAUGAUGCUGACUCCAAGAAAAAGAAAAAGAAAAACUGGGUGAACUCUAGAGGAAGUGAGCUGAGAAGCUCAUUCAAACAAGCCUUUGGGAAGAAAAAGUCCACCAAGCCUCCUUCGUCACAUUCGGACAUUGAAGAGCUCACGGACUCAUCACUUCCAGCAUCCCCCAAGUUGCCCCAUAACACUGGUGACAGUGGGUCUUCAUCCAUGAAGCCCUCGCAGUCGGCCUCAGCGUCACCCCUUGUCUGGCCACCAAAGAAACGUCGAAAUGGCCCUGUCAUCUACAAGCAUAGAUCCCGCAUCUGUGAAUGCACUGAGGCUGAGGCAGAGAUAAUUCUGCAGCUGAAGAGUGAGCUCAGAGAAAAGGAAUUAAAAUUAACAGACAUUCGGCUGGAGGCCCUCAGCUCAGCUCAUCACCUCGAUCAGAUCCGGGAGGCCAUGAACCGGAUGCAGAAUGAAAUUGAAAUACUGAAGGCUGAAAAUGACCGGCUAAAGGCAGAAACUGGUAACACAGCUAAGCCUGCUCGGCCAUCCUCAGAAUCCUCAAGUAGCACGUCCUCCUCGUCCUCACGGCAGUCGCUGGGACUUUCUCUAAACAAUCUGAACAUCACAGAGUCUGUUACCUCAGAUAUUUUGCUAGAUGAUGCUGGUGAUGCAAGCGGACAUAAAGAUGGACGCAGUGUGAAAAUUAUAGUCUCCAUAAGCAAGGGCUACGGUCAUGCAAAGGACCAGAAGUCUCAGGCGUAUUUGAUAGGAUCCAUUGGUGUCAGUGGAAAAACCAAGUGGGAUGUCUUAGAUGGUGUAAUUAGACGUCUCUUUAAGGAAUAUGUGUUUCGAAUUGAUACAUCUGCUAGCCUUGGUCUGAGCUCUGACUGCAUUGCUAGCUACUGCAUAGGGGAUUUAAUUCGAUCCCAUAGCCUAGAAGUGCCUGAGUUGCUGCCUUGUGGAUACCUUGUUGGAGAUAAUAACAUCAUCACUGUGAACCUGAAAGGGGUAGAAGAAAACAGUUUGGACAGUUUUGUUUUUGAUACACUAAUUCCUAAACCAAUUACCCAAAGGUACUUUAACUUGUUGAUGGAGCAUCACAGAAUUAUACUCUCAGGACCUAGUGGUACUGGAAAGACCUAUUUAGCAAACAAACUUGCUGAAUAUGUAAUAACCAAAUCUGGGAGGAAAAAGACAGAGGAUGCAAUUGCCACUUUUAAUGUGGACCAUAAGUCAAGUAAGGAAUUGCAGCAGUAUCUAGCUGGCCUGGCUGAACAGUGCAGUGCUGACAAUAAUGGUGUAGAGCUCCCAGUUGUAAUAAUUCUUGAUAAUCUCCAUCAUGUGGGCUCUUUGAGUGAUAUCUUCAAUGGUUUCCUCAACUGCAAAUACAACAAAUGUCCAUAUAUUAUCGGAACCAUGAAUCAGGGAGUUUCUUCAUCACCAAAUCUAGAGCUGCAUCACAAUUUCAGGUGGGUACUGUGUGCAAACCACACGGAACCAGUGAAAGGCUUCUUAGGCAGGUAUCUUCGAAGGAAACUAAUAGAGACAGAAAUUGAAAGGAACGUCCGCAAUAAUGACCUAGUCAAAAUCAUAGAUUGGAUUCCUAAGACAUGGCAUCACCUCAACAGUUUUUUGGAAACACAUAGUUCUUCUGAUGUUACCAUUGGUCCCCGACUUUUCCUUUCUUGCCCCAUGGAUGUAGAAGGCUCUAGAGUGUGGUUCAUGGAUCUCUGGAACUAUUCUUUGGUACCUUAUGUUCUGGAGGCAGUAAGAGAAGGUCUUCAGAUGUAUGGGAAACGGGCACCUUGGGAAGAUCCCUCAAAGUGGGUACUUGAUACCUACCCAUGGAACUCAGCAUCUCUGCCUCAGGAGGGCCCAGCAUUACUUCAGUUGCGACCAGAAGAUGUUGGGUAUGAGGGUUGCAUCUCCACUAAGGAAGCCACAACGUCAAAGCACAUUCCACAGACUGACACAGAGGGGGAUCCCCUGAUGAAUAUGCUAAUGAAACUCCAAGAAGCAGCCAAUUACUCCAGUACACAAAGCUGCGACAGCGAUAGCACCAGCCACCACGAAGACCAUUUGGAUUCGUCUCUUGAAUCUACCCUCUAGAGAGUGAAAAAAGUUGGGGGGAAAGACUAUGCUUUUUAAAGAUGUUUUAAAAGUAAGGUAUUUUCACUAAACCACUGCCAGUAUGAAAGCACCUACCAAGGGUCCUGCCCCAGAGUCGUGGUCUCUCCAAGGAGGCAGCAGAACUAAGUCUGAACCGCCAAGAAGCUAAAUUGAAAUGGAAGCUUAACCUUCUUUUAUUUCUAGGCCUUUUUAUAUCUGUGGAGUGAUGUAAGACUCCCUUACUCAACUGGAAGGGACCCUAAUGAUAGGGCAACUGAAUAGAUUGCACACGGGAUAGCCAAACUGGACUUUGUGUUUUUCCUCUUUAAACGUUUACAAAUACAGACCUUUUUUUUGUCCCUUCAUUUCGUUGCCUCUGGCGAGCUGUCCUCCCCAAGCAGGG
Messenger RNA from Eptesicus fuscus (big brown bat), 7561 nucleotides. It is a transcript of the gene NAV3, whose product is annotated as neuron navigator 3. The record is from RefSeq and is a predicted model, not a curated record. Lineage: Eukaryota; Metazoa; Chordata; Mammalia; Chiroptera; Vespertilionidae. The transcript has 40 exons. Bases 1 to 7158 code for a protein of 2385 amino acids. Gene Ontology annotation, biological process: neurogenesis; nervous system development. Gene Ontology annotation, molecular function: protein binding; ATP binding; ATP hydrolysis activity.